Alexandromys fortis (reed vole) is the source of this 4836-nucleotide messenger RNA. RefSeq names its product transmembrane protein 255A (gene Tmem255a). NCBI's taxonomy places the organism in Eukaryota, Metazoa, Chordata, Mammalia, Rodentia, Cricetidae. Bases 143 to 1186 code for a protein of 347 amino acids. The transcript is spliced from 10 exons. The record is from RefSeq and is a predicted model, not a curated record.
UCUCAACCAGAGGCUGUCAGUCUCUCUCAGCGCUCUGAAAGACCGAGAGAGGCGGCGGCAGAGUAAGAUGCUCUGCGGAGCGCCCUGAGUCAGGGGCUCUAGAAGGAGCUUCGGGGACCGGGGCAACUGGACAGCUUUCACCAUGCAUCAGUCCCUGACUCAGCAACGGUCCAGCGACAUGUCCCUGCCCGAUUCCAUGGGGGCCUUCAAUAGGAGGAAGCGGAACUCCAUCUAUGUUACUGUGACUCUGCUUAUUGUGUCCAUGUUAAUUCUCACGGUGGGCCUCGCUGCAACGACCAGGACCCAGAAUGUGACUGUAGGAGGUUACUACCCAGGAGUUAUUCUUGGCUUUGGAUCAUUCCUUGGAAUCAUCGGCUCAAACCUUAUUGAGAACAAGCGGCAGAUGCUGGUGGCUUCUAUCGUGUUUAUCAGCUUUGGCGUGAUUGCAGCUUUUUGUUGUGCCAUAGUGGACGGGGUCUUUGCUGCCAGACACAUUGAUUUGAAACCACUCUAUGCUAACCGGUGCCACUAUGUUCCCAAGACAUCCCAGAGGGAAGCUGAGGAGGUCAUAACUUCCUCAAGCAAACUUUCUCCUUCGACGAGGGCUUUGCGGAACCUUACCCAGGCAGUUAAGGAGGUGAACUGCCCUCAACUUAGCCGUGGACUCUGCACACCUCGCAUCCGGGGCAACACCUGCUUCUGCUGUGACCUCUACAACUGUGGCAAUAGGGUGGAAAUCACUGGCGGGUACUAUGAAUACAUUGAUGUCAGCAGCUGCCAGGACAUCAUCCACCUGUACCACCUACUCUGGUCUGCCACCAUCCUCAACAUCGUUGGCCUGUUCCUGGGUAUCAUCACUGCUGCGGUCCUUGGAGGAUUUAAGGAUAUGAACCCUACUGUUCCUGCACUGAACUGCUCUGUUGAAAAUGCCCACCCAACUGUUUCUUACUAUGCUCGUCCUCAAGUGACAUCGUACAAUACCUACUACCAUAGCCCUCCUCAUCUGCCGCCGUAUUCUGCUUAUGACUUUCAGCAUUCCAGUGUCUUUCCCUCCCCUCCCUCUGAUGAGCAGGAGCCCCAGUCUGCCUCUCCUUCGCCCAGCUACAUGUGGUCCUCCAGCGCACCACCCCGUUAUUCUCCACCCUACUACCCACCUUUUGAAAAGCCACCACCUUACAGUCCUUAAGGAGCACCUGUCGGCCAUUGAGAUUAUUGUGGCUUUUGUAUUUCUGCUUUAGUGGAAGUGUGUAGGGUACAACACCUAAAGUGUGACUCUUCUGCAUAGUUUUACAGCAGCUUGCCAGGCUAGGGAAAGAUAGGGAUGGAGCUUAUUCAUUACAAGGGAAGGGUAGGAUUGGCUAGGCCAAACCCAAUACUUCCAAGAAGGGAAGUAGUUCUGACACAGAAAGUUCUGGCUAGGAUUUUUGUUUGCUUCUGUCUGGAUAUUGGAUAUUAACAAAAAGCUGCCCAUAGCUUACUCUGUUCUUCUCUGAGUCUUGUAAAAAAAAAUGGCUGUUGUGAUCAUUCAGCUCAGCUUUUGUUACUGGUACCUCCUAAGGGAAAAAGUGCAAUAGUCCCUCACUGUGAGUGGUGAUGAGGACUCACUGAUUCAGAAGUGUGCUGUUUUCAGUAGAUCUCAGUAUAUACAACUGACAGCUUAGGAGACAGUGUUUCUAUUAUAUGUUGCAUUAUUCUAAAACACAUUUGCUACUGGAGAUACAAAUCUUACAGUUGAAAUUCAGAGUUUAAAAAUGCUAGAUUAGACUGGGUCGUGAUAUGAAUUGUUACCUAUCUUUGUGACUAUUUAAUCUUUGGAUAUUGUGCUUUAACCCCAGCAAACCGCACGAUCCUGCACCCCACCCUUGAAAACUCAUCUGUAUUUUAACGCCACCGCUCUUAUUGGUCCUUUUUCCCCUGUUGAGAUCAAUUGUGACAGCAUUCAAUUCAAGAUUAUGAAAGUGUUACAAUGCCAUUUCAAGUCUUCAAGACCUUAAAUGCAGCCAACUUGACAAAUUCUUAAGUGUUCUGCGUUUAAAAUCCAUCUGGCACACUGUGGCAGUUAUACAGUUGUUUUAAUUAUACAGAGCUUUCAACCAUCAAGCUGUUGAGUUGGAAACACUUCGGCACCUUCACUCCAGCAUGAACACGUUCACUAGGGUUUUAUUUUAACCUGAGAACUGGUUUAAAGGGAGACUGAUAAUCCUACACUUGUAUUAUGUAAACGUACAGGAGAAGCAGAGGACUCCUAAUGAGACAGUUCUGCAAACACAGAACACACACUGGAAACAUUUCCAGCCCAUUUCGCUGCCUCCCAUCUUUGCCGGUUGGAGGUAGCCGAUAAAUGCUGGUGCUCCCAUCUACCUUGUAGACACCUAGUCACCAAGAAUCAAGGCACAACAAGUGCACUCACUGUUCACAGGAACUAGUGAGUUUACCUUUCAGCACCAUACUGUCCUAUCCAGACUUCAAAUCCAAAAGGCCACAGUCCUUUUACGUUAUACAAAAUUACGGUUAUUUUUACAGUUCCGAACAUAAUAAAAUUCUACUGGAUUUCAAAAAAGGACUAAUAAUUAAUUGACUUCUUGUACAAACAUCACCUUGUAAUACCUAACAGUAUUUUGUCAUUUACACUUUAUCCCUUGCUUUAGUGAAUGUGUAGAUUUUUAAAGGCACCAUUACAAAGUAUAUCUUCAAUGGUCACAUUUCUUAAAGUAUUAAGAUUCUAUGACUCAUUUCUAUGUAUUUUUCUUACUUUACAAAAUAACUUUAAACAGUAUAGAUUUUCUAACACUUAAUUUGAGCAGCUUUUUUUUAUUACAUUGAAUUAUAUAAAGUGCAUGUUACUUUAGGAAAAUUAAUAUUUGCUGCUUCACUAUUCUGCAAAACAUUUGCUGUAAUGAAGGAAUUUGUAUUUCCAAUGUAUCUUGACUGCAUUUUAUAACAUUUACUGCUUUCUUCCUAAUUCUGCUUUAAAGUAUUGAACUGGGCAUGAAAUAUUAAAAUAUUAAUUCAGAACCUGUAUAAACUAGAUAUUGCUUAAAAUCUGUAUCACUGCCAUGUUGGAAACCCAGACAGCUUUUGUGAUGUUUCAAAAUUAAUAAAAUUAUCCUUCUCCCUAUGCACUUUACAGGCAUUCAUGGUGUGUACGAAAUUCCAGUGGCUACUCUAAAACAACUGGCAAUGACAACUCACUUUUGACUAUGACGGUUUGAGAAACAAUGGGACAUGUCUAACCAAUACACAAAACCUAAUGUUAAUUUCUACCAUGCUGUCAUCAGAAACACAGCUUUUCUCCUGCUAUUGAAAGAAAAAAACCCAGAAAAAUAGGACAGAAAGCCUAUGUAAUUCAUUCACAAUAAUCUUGUAAAGAAUGCACUCAAAAAUGAGAAUGAAUAUGCUUUAUUUCACCAUAACAAACUCUAUGAACUAAUGUCAAGUAUGGCUAAUGGAAAGCAGAACUUAAGUCAUGAAAAGGAAGAUUGUACAAAUAUGAGCAUUGCAGUAUUGGGGAAAAUGAACAGAGGUAAGGAAGCCAGUGCUGCUGAAUUUGCAUCUAAUUCCUCAAAAUACACAUACCAUGAUGAUGUUUAAAUGCCCAGAUGAGUGGUCAUUUAUUUAUUUUUUUUUUAGUGCAAUGGAACAAGUUCUUCAGUGACUCUGUGGAAGAUAGUGACCAUCGAAAUGAUAACAAAAUAUCAUGAUCUUUUAAGACUGCUGAAAGUCGGUAUUCUUUGAACAAAUUUGCUAUUUCAAAUAGAAUCUACCCAGAAUACCUACAGAUAAUUCAGCAUUUGAACAAAAUUGAAGCCCACUUGAAAAAAAGAUAGAAAAUUCAGUAGUCAGAAAGCUAAGUAAAAAAACCCAGAAAAUCUUCACAGUAGGUUUUAAACAGCACCUUGCUACAAAUUUCAAAUCCUAAAAUGACUAGGAGUAAAGAGUUUUUGUCCAAAGAAAUAUUCUAUAAAAACUCUGAACUUUGAGCCAGGCAGUGGUGGCACAUGCCUUUAAUCCCAGUACUGGGUAGGCAGAGGCAGGUGGACUCCACAAAACUCUGAAUUUUGGUUAUAAAAACAUUAAAAAAAAUCCCAAAGACCCCAAAACAUGUCUAAGAGUCUUCCUGGCAAAAUUACAAUUGAACUUUAUAAUUCUCCUCCUCCCUGCAAACUCCAGAAGUUAUGUUCAGUAGGCACAGAGUUAAGAAGUUCUUAUUCAGAAUUUACAGAGUACAGCAGCAGUGGCAAAUAAUUUUACCAAUGUUAUUCAGAAUGGAGAGGUUUUUAUUAUCCCUGGUUUGUUAUAAUAGGCUUGUAGGGAGCUAGGCAGUGGUGGUACGUGCCUUUAAUCUCAGCACUCAGGAGGGAGAGACAGUGGCUCUCUGUGAAUUCGAGGCCAGUCUGGUCUACAGAGGGAGUUACUGGACAGCCAGAGCUGUUACACAGAGAAACCCUGUCUCAAGAAAAACAAAACAUUAAAACAACAACAACAACCAAAAAAACCCAUAAUAGGCUUGUAAAAACUAACAGGUUUUACCACAGCAAACUAAUUUACCUAGCAGCUGAGACUGCAAUGUCACUAUUGCUCACACAGGUAGAAGUAAUUGUGUCUAAUUGCUGAAAUUGCAUUCAUGAAACUGAAAUUUCAACUGGGAACAUUUCUGAACAUACCUUCUACUCAAAAGGCAGUAACAUCAAUAUCUACAGAGAAAGGAAAUAGAUACUGUGAUCACAGAGAUCAGAGUCUAGAGUUAUAGGGUGAUUUUCAGUUUUCUAAGAGUUAGUUUAUGAAAAUGGUUUGAAGGUCUAAGCUUAUCAAACAGAAAACAUAAAUGUACACCAC